Messenger RNA from Drosophila ficusphila, 4617 nucleotides. RefSeq names its product sister chromatid cohesion protein PDS5 homolog B (gene pds5). The record is from RefSeq and is a predicted model, not a curated record. Gene Ontology annotation, cellular component: nucleus; chromatin. Gene Ontology annotation, biological process: DNA repair; mitotic sister chromatid cohesion. Lineage: Eukaryota; Metazoa; Arthropoda; Insecta; Diptera; Drosophilidae.
CUCUGGCAAGGCUCCGUUCGUGGAUUAAUGGCGUGCCACUCCGCAUAAAUGCUCCACAGUUUUCUCCGUUUUUAACAACAUCGGCGCCGCCAAACAAAGCAAACGGUUGAACAUGUGUAUAAAUAUACCCACCACAGUCGUUUACUAAGUGCAGUGAUUUCCAGGAGCCGUUCGUUAAGACUAGAAUCAUAACCAGCGGCUUGCAAAAUUGCCAAAAAUUGUGCCGCCGCCUGCCCGUUGUGAAAAGUAACUUCCCUUAGCUGGUGAGGAUGGCGGACAUCGUGUAUCCCACUGGCUGUAGACCGCUGGUCGAGGAUCUGGGCACGGAUGAGCUUAUAAGGCGCCUCAAGACCCUCGCUAAUGUGCUGCAGACCAUGGACCAGGACGACAAUCUCUAUCAGCAGUACAUCCCCUUGGCCCUCCAUCUGCUGGAUGACUUUUUCAUGCAGCACUCCUCCCGCGAUGUCCAACUCUUGAUCGCCUGCUGCGUGGCAGAUGUCCUGCGAGUUUAUGCGCCAGAGGCGCCCUACAAAGAGCAAGAUCAAAUCAAAACUAUAUUUAAGUUUUUCAUCAAGCAACUGCAUGGACUGAAGGAUCCAAGGGAUCCCUCCUUCAAACGGUACUUUUAUCUUCUGGAGAAUCUGGCCUUUGUCAAGUCUUUUAAUAUGUGUUUUGAACUGGAGGACUGCCAGGAGAUAUUCCAGGAGUUGUUCAGCACUAUCUUUAAAAUUGUCAAUGAACAGCACAGCGCAAAAGUUACUAACUUUUUUCUGGACGUGCUGAGUCCUUUAAUCACAGAAGCCGAUAAUCUUUCGGUGGAAUUGCUGGACCUUAUACUUAUUAACAUUGUGGAGCCGUACAAAUCGAACAACAAGUUUGCCUGCCAACUCACCGAACAACUUCUGACCAAAACAGGAGAUGCUUUGGAGUCCACCAUCAAAAUGUUCUUCAACCGUGCUUUGGUUAUGGAUAAGCCAAACACAAAACUGUCCAUUACAAACAAAAUCUACGAUAUCAUAUAUGAGCUUAAUCGCAUCAACCCGGACCUUUUGUGCUCUGUGCUGCCCCAACUGGAGAACAAGCUGCUGUCCACCGACGAUGCUGAAAGGCUGAAGGCAACAACUCUACUGGCCCGCAUGUUCUCCGAAAAGGACUCGCAGAUGUCGAAGAAGUACCAGAGCCUAUUGAAAAUCUUUUUCGGUCGCUUUUGCGACAUCACCGAGCCAGUUCGCAUCAAGUGCGUCCAGUCGUCCAUGCACUUUCUGCUCAAUCAUCCGAGUCUGCAAGCCGACAUCACCGAGAAGUUGCGGCUGAGAAACCACGAUCCGGACGAAGUUGUGCGCCACGAAGUGGUGAUGGCCAUUGUGGAGACUGCCAAGCGCGAUUUCACCAUGGUGCUCGAAGCGCCCGAACUUUUGGAGAUCGUUCGGGAACGAACGCUGGAUAAGAAGUACAAGAUUCGUAGAGACGCUAUGAACGGUCUGGCAUACAUCUACAAACGAGCGAUAUGCGAGCCCAACGAACUGAGUACCGGGCUCAAAGUAAGAGUGGACUGGAUCAAAAACAAGAUACUGCACGGAUACUACAAAGUGGGCUUAGAAGACCGCCUCCUUGUGGAACGCCUACUUAUCACCUGCCUUGUUCCCUACAAACUGGCUCCCGAGGAGCGUAUGAAGAAACUGUACCACCUGUUAGGCGAUUUGGAUGCCAACGCCACCAAGGCCUUCGUGGAGUUGCAGAAAAACCAAAUGAAAACCCGCAACACAGUCAGCGACUGGAUUAAGCUUCACCACUCAAAGGAAUUUACGCCGCGUGUUCUCAGCCAGCUGAGUGCCAAGCAGGCCAACAUUACCAAAUUGCUGCCGGAUCCCCUGAAAGCGGCAGAAUACCUCACCCAGUUCAGCAACAACCUGCGCAAGGAUGCUCAGCUUUUGCGCUGCAUCAACAUUGUGCUCAAGCGAGACGUUAGCUGCCGGGAGUGCGCCGACACCAUGGGGGUCUUGCUAAAAAAGCUGGGCGCCCACGUCCAUUCGAAUCUGUACUACAACACCGUCAAGAUGCUAAUCGAGCGCGUGGCAUCCGUGAUGGUGGACAAAGAAUCCAUUGGCGUGCUUAUUGGUCUCAUUGAGCAGUGCAUUGAAGGAAGCCCCAUGUGCGAGGAGAUUGGCAUCUCGCGUCAUGAAGCGGGCGAGCGCGGACUUAAGCUGUUAAGCAUGCUCUCCUACGUCUUUUCGGCUCACUUUUUCACCGACACGUCGCUGCGUCAUUUGAUUUCUCUGCUGGGCUACGAGCAGGAUUAUGUUGCUCCGCUAGUUCUGAAGAGCCUCACCCAUCUGGGACGCUAUCAGCCACUGAUCGAUGACCCCAAUCCGGGCAUUCUCGACGAGCUUGCUCCGGUGUGCAAGGACUUCGCUCUGAUCGGAACUCCCAAACAGGCGAAGCACGCGGUGCGUUGUAUUUUCGUGAACAGCCAGUCGUCGGCGGCCACCGAUGGAGCAGCUGGCGGGGCCGGAAGCGCUUCCACCACUACGCAGACAGUGCAUCCCAUAUUCAACGAAAUCAUCGAGACACUCCGUCUGAAAAUGACGCCCAACUGCGAGCACCAGCGCACCAAAAUCGUGACCUUGGGACAUAUCGCCUACAACAUGCCGCAGGCCUUUCUCACGCCCAUUAAGAACAUGAUUGCGCGUCGCAUAGUCAAGGAGCUACUCAUCCAGGAGGUUCCAGCGCAGCGGGACUGCGAUCUUCCCGAGGAGAGCGAGUGGUGUGCCCAGGAGGAUCUGCCGCUGGAUACGCUGUGCAAGCUGGAUGCCCUUAAAGCUAUGGCCCGCUGGCUUUUGGGUCUCCGCACCGAUGAGCACGCCGCCCAGAAGACAUUCCGCAUGCUGGCCGCGUUCGUUAACCAGCGGGGCGAUCUCCUCGGUCAGAACCGCCUGUGCGGGGCCGAGAAAUCCUGGCUGCGACUGGGCGCUGCAUGCGCCAUGCUCAAGGUGUGCGAACAAAAAGGCGUUGGCGAUCAAUACAGUGCCGAGCAGUACUUGCAACUCUCCCAGCUGAUGGUUGAUCCGGUGCCCGAGGUACGAGAAAUCUUUGCUCGAAAACUACACAAGGGAUUGAGCAGAAGCCUGCCCAGAAAUUGCCUGCCCCUGGACUUCAUGGGAUUCUAUGUGCUGGCUGGUCUAGAAUCUGACAGAAAAUUACAAGACCUGGUGCGUCACUAUGCAGAGUCGGAUGUAAACAGACGUCGGGAAUAUCUUAAGACUGUGGCUAUGACAUCUCCCGACAGCUCAACGGAGUCACAAUCGGUGCACCUUCUACCUGACUAUAUGCUGGCCUUUGCGAUUCCCGUGCUGGUCCACGAUCCUCGCUUCACGAACCACGAGGACUACGUCCAGCUGCGCAAAAUGGAGAAGUGCUUGCGUUUCGUACUGGAGCCGUUGAUGGCCAAACGGGAAUCGUUUGUCCACAGCUUCUACAAGCAACUGUUGCAGCUGAUAAAGCACCGAGAGUUCAGUCAGGGCUCGGACAAGCGCGAUAACUAUAAAAUGUGGGCGCUCUGCGAUCUCGCCAUGUACAUUAUCGACUCCAAAUUCAGUCCAUUUGAUGCCAACACGAGUACAUUUUCCAUGCCGCUGGCCCUGCCAGAAAUGUAUUACAAACAGCCCGCCGUUGCGAAUUUCCAAAACAACGAGGUCUAUAUACCGCUGGACGUGUAUACGCUGGGAGUCAAGUCCACGAGCAAAGCAGCCACAACGGCAAUGACGACGUCCCGAGCGGCAGCACCUUCAAAGAGACCGGCGGAACCGUCGAUCCUGGAUGAUGAGAAUCCGCAGGAGAAUAAUUUGUUUGACAACAUCAGAGCGGCUGACACCACAGAGCCCAUGGCCAAAAGAACGCGCGCGGGAGCCGCCUCAGCCAAAUCGUAAGAUACGGAGGCGCAGUAAGAAGCUGGGUCGAGCGCAUACUUGUUAGUUUAGUUACGAUUAGACUAGGCGCCUAAGUUAACUAAAUAUUUAAGACGUAGGAGGAACUACGAUAGUUGUUAAACCGUCACUACCUAAUACCUACACCAAGCCGAUCACACAUCAACACCCGGAGUUUCAGUUAUUCAUUAUUGCAUACCGAUCUGUAAAAUAUUCAAUUGUGAGACAGACCAAAAAACAAAAAUCGGACAGUGUCGUCAAAUUUGUUACCCACAUUUCUGUGAAAGUAAUUAUUUAUCAUUUUUAACGUGUUAAACAUCUUUUAAUUUGUCAGAUGCAUUGAUUACCUUUAGUUGUAGACCUCAUUGUGUAUCGAAUAAUUAAAGGAUCGCGGAUUAGUUGAAAUACGGAGUAAAGAAAUGAAAACGUAAACAGAGCCUUAUUAAGAAAUUAAACUUAACUUUUCUAUGAUCGCAGUUAAAUUUUAGUUAAUAUAAAAUACAUCAUUCAUAAUAAUCGACAAGAAUGCAUUGUAAAUGUAUUGAAACAGAAAACUACAAAUGUUGUAAGAAUUGGAUUAAAAAGAUAACAAAGAUACAAGAAAAUUAAACACAUUUAACUUUAAAAACUGUAUAUUUAACUAUUAUUACUGUUUUUCAACUACAAAUAAACAUAUGAUUAUUAUUUAAAUGUC